UGUUAGCCAGCUAGAAGGCUACAUACAUACGCUCCGUCUCGGGGUGCUCUACGUGUUGUGCGCAAUAUUCGCGCACCUCGUGGGGCUGAGAGAAACCCGCAUCACCUGAACGCGGUAAUGCGCGCGUAGGGAAGACGGUAGCCCAAAAUUUUACUCAUACCCAGGGUACAGCUUGUUUACUUGCUUCUUACUGACACGGCUAUCCGCCGUUUGGCAAAAUGGCAAACACCCACGUUGCCUACCCGGUUCUGGGUGUGUAUCUCAUUUUGGUCCUGGGAGCUGGCAUCGUUGCGGCGAUAGUCAACUUUCGCAGGCAGGCUGCGCCGCAUAGCGACAAGGUGCGCGAGCACUUCCUCGCCGGUAAAGGCUUGGGCACCUUCGUCUGGUUUUGGACCAUGAUGGCCACCCUGUUUUCGGGCUACUCAGUUUCCGGCAUUGUGAACGAGGCCUACAACCAGGGCUGGAUGGCUACCCGCUGGAUCCCCGGCGGCGUCGGCCUCUACAUCGCCUUUGCCGUCAUGGCGCCCCGCCUGCACGCCCUCUCCAAGCGCCGCGGCUACUUUACAAUUUCCCAGGUCAUCUUUGACCGCUUCUCCCGCCCCAGCAGCUCCUCCCAGUACGUCGCCCACGCGCUGGCGCUGCUGUCCUUCUUCUGCCUGCAGCUCCCCGUCUUCACCUACCUCAUCACGCAGUUCCAGUCGCUAGGCCGCGAGGUGAAGACCUUCACCAGCAACGCCAUCACCUCCACCACCGCCAUCAACGUGUCUGCAGCGGUGCUGCUGAUCUGCGACCUGCUGGGCGGCAUGCGUGCUGUUGCCUUCACGGAUGUGCUGCAGGGCAUUGUGCUGUUCUUCGGUUCCAUCAUCUUCCUCAUCAUUCAGCGCACCGAGCUGGGCGGUCUUGAGUCGGCUCAUGAUGUGUGGUCGGUGCCCAAGCUGAACCAGUCGACCCGCUACUGGGCCGUGCAGCACGUGCCCACAAAGGUCAACAUUGUCGCCUACUUUGACUUUGUGUUCAAGACCACGGUCGCGGCUACCAUGUUUCCGCACCUUACGGCUCGGCUGUUCGCCGCGCAGAACCCCCGCGUCAUCCGCAAGGGGAUGUCGCUGAUGGUGUUUACCUUUUUCGUGGUUCAGUUCUCCUCCAUGGUGACCGGCUGGGUCGCAAUCGCAGCCAUUCCCUCGCUGGCAAAGGGCCAGAGCGCCUUUGGAAAGCUGCUGCAAAUGGUUGCAGACCGUGGCGGCGGCCAGGCCUUUGCGGCCGCCAUGCUGCUCGCCUCCGCCAUCUGCGCCAUGAUGUCCACCGCGGAUUCGGCGCUGCUGGCAUUCAGCCAAAUGUGGGUCCGCGACAUCUACACCAAGUACCUGCGGCCGCGUGCGUCCCAGACGGAGCAGUUGGUGUUUGCCAAGAUCCUCUCCGUGGUGGCGCUGGUGAUCGGUGUGACGCUGGGGAACUACUCGAUCGAGCGUGGCAAGCCGGACCUGUCGGGGCUGUUCUCGCUGCAGAACGUGACGCCCAUCCACGUCACCCCCGCGGUCUGGCUGGGCCUGCACUGGCGCGGUCUGCGCGGGGAGGCGGUCCUCGUGGGCUUCCUGGCCGGUUUGGGCGUCACCAUCGGCCUGGUCUUCUCCAAGCACAACAUCCAGCUCUCCGUCGGCUCCGACAUGACCAGCACCGGCCUCUCCUCCGCCUGGCUGGGCUUUGUGGUCAACAUGGGCCUGGUUCUCAUCCUGGGCGUGCUCAUGCAGCACUACCCGCGCAUGUUUGGACUGCAGGCGCUGCCGCCGCCGCCGCCGGAGGACGAGGUGGAGGAGGUGGGCGAGGAGGAGGACGGCUGCUUCAAGAUCCCCGACGCGAACGCGGACCCAACCGUGGAGGCUGCCGUGGCUGCAGCCAAGGGAAUUGAGCCGCCCUCUGCUGCUGCCGCCCCUGAUGCCAAGUCCGCUCCUACUUCCCUCAUGAUGGCCGCCAUCACGCCCAAGUGCAUGGCAAACUUGGGCCGCUUCAUGCCUCGCCACCUGGAGAUCGGCACCCACCGUGAUCGAACCAUCAACCCCUACCUCUUUGCAUUCAUGGGCCUUGUGUUGCUCUUCACCGUCCCCUUCUACCGCGUCCCUGCCUCCUGGGAUGGCUAUGUGGGCGCGAUUGGCGCGUGGCCCUUCACUUCUCUGCUGCUGUCGGGCGUGCUGUCGGUCCUGGGCGCCAUCACCUUCACCUACCUGUGGGAGGACUACAAGCCGGUCAAGGAGCGCCUGCUGCAGCCUGCGGGCAGCCUGGCGGAGUUGGAGAUGCAGGUGGGGGCCGUGCAGCCGGCGGCUGCUGUGGCUGAGGGGGCGACGGCAGCGGCAGGGGCGGACGGGAAGGCGGCGGCGUGAUGUGCUUCGGCGGCUACGGCAUGAGUGCGAGACGUGGGGUGCCUUGUGCGUGCGGGUGAUCUUUGGAUUAUGCAUGGACGUUUUUGCACUGCCUUCGUCAUGUGCGGUAGUAAUGGCGUUGGGUCGAAGCGAAGGGAGGGCAGGACGCUGGCUGGGUUAGCCGAGCGACUGCGGCGCCGCAGAUGCGCGUGAUGGAUUGCUCAGUACGGUAACUAUGCCUUGCAUUUCUGGGAAUUGCAUAUUUCGAAGCUAUUACCCUACUAUUACACAGUUGAUGUCAGUUAUUGGCUCUUGUCAUCGAACCCGCUGUGCAAGUAAAGGGUGCAGGCGUCCCGCUAAUGGAACAUAGGGUUACCUCGUUUACCUGAAGCGUUGUGCAUGCAUCCAAUGAAGAUUAGGCGCUUUACGCUGCCAUGAGUUGACUCCUUCCGGAUGAUGAGGCAAGCUGUUCAUUGUCGGCUUUUCCGGCGUAGGCCGUGAUCCAGGGGCCUCCAACAAUGUCGGACUCGGUGAGGUUGCAUGGUGGCAGUGCGGCACUCCGUACAAGCCCUUUGUACGAAGCUAUGUGUAGCCCCAAUCUUUCACAGUUGGACCCUUGUUCCUGUUGGCUUUGAACUGACGACGUGCCCAGACAGUCUUCUGUUGUGAAUAAGCCCUUCGCUGCAAUGUGUAGUGGGACUACCUACCGGAUGGUUGCAGUGAUUGCAAUUCCCUCGUACAUUGCUCCACAUGUUGGCUCGGGGACAGUUCGUAGACACAAGCGUGUGCAUCAUGAUGCGCUUGCCCCCGUGUGCUGCUGCUGGGGUGUCCCGCACUCAGGCUGUAACAUGGAGGCACC
Molecule: messenger RNA, 3213 nt
Organism: Astrephomene gubernaculifera
Lineage: Eukaryota; Viridiplantae; Chlorophyta; Chlorophyceae; Chlamydomonadales; Astrephomenaceae
Source: the annotation of a GenBank genome assembly